AUGCCCAAAGAAGCCAUAGUUCAACCGUCCAUCGAGGCGGUCGAGAUCAUCGACAGUCCCAUCCCUGUGCCAACAGACAAGCAGGUGGUCAUCAAAGUCGUGGUUUCGGGCUCCAAUCCAAAAGACUGGAAGAUCCCGCUAUGGAAGGACUUGCCCCAUAAUCCCGGCGACGACAUUGCCGGCACCGUUUACUCCGUCGGCAAAGGCGUAUACGAAUUCAAGCCUGGCGAUCGCGUCGCAGCGCUCCACGAGACCGGCGCGCCAAACGGCAGCUACGCCGAGUACGCCGUUGCGCCGGACUGGACCACGUUCCGCCUGCCCGAGCACGUAUCCUUCGAAGAAGCGGCCACCGUGCCCGUGGCAGCGCUCACCUCUGCUCUGGCCCUCUUUGGCGACAUGAAGCUCCCCGCACAGUGGGACCAGAGAGCGCCCAUCGCGAGCGCCGCCGGCGAUCCCGACAUGCCGAAGCAGCCUCUUCUAAUCUACGGCGCCACAUCGGCCGUCGGCGCUUUUGCCGCUAAGCUUGCACGGCUGUCUGGGCUCAGCCCCAUCAUCGGUGUUGCCGGGCGAGGCGCAGUCCAGCAGGUGCUUGGGCAGGAGGGGCUCGGCACCCACCUCAGCCAUAUAUUUGACGCCAUCAGUUCCGAUGGGUCGUUCGAGGUGGUUGCUCGUUUGGUCGAUCCCAACGGAGGCAUCGUCAACGGAGUGCUCCCUCCACUUUUGUUUGCCAGGGAUGGCAAGAACUUCAAGUUCCCCGAGGGCGUUACAUUCAUCAACACCGCGGUACCAUUCGUCCACUGGCACCACCAGGACUUUGGGUAUGUGUGGUCGCGUUUCCUGGGGAGGCUGCUGGCGGAAGGCCGACUGAAAGGGCACCCUUACGAGGUCAUCCCCGGAGGUCUCCAUGGUGUCGUUGCUGGACUUCAGAACCUCAAGAAUGGGAAGAACAGCGCAUGCAAGUAUAUAUUCAGGAUGGAGGAGACCAAGAACUUCCUUGGUAUGGUGGGGAUCGACGGGCAGCCUUCAGGUGUUGGUGCUGAUCUGGCAGAUCGCAAGAACACACAUCCAUUGAGGAACUUUCCAUUCCUUCCGGAGGACUAA
Thyridium curvatum is the source of this 1101-nucleotide messenger RNA. RefSeq lists its product as uncharacterized. The transcript has 3 exons. The coding region runs from base 1 to 1101 and encodes 366 amino acids. The record is from RefSeq and is a predicted model, not a curated record. Gene Ontology annotation, molecular function: oxidoreductase activity, acting on NAD(P)H. Lineage: Eukaryota; Fungi; Ascomycota; Sordariomycetes; Thyridiales; Thyridiaceae.